Molecule: messenger RNA, 2690 nt
Organism: Dendroctonus ponderosae (mountain pine beetle)
Lineage: Eukaryota; Metazoa; Arthropoda; Insecta; Coleoptera; Curculionidae
Gene: PAN3
Product: PAN2-PAN3 deadenylation complex subunit PAN3
Exons: 10
Coding region: 167-2014 (615 amino acids)
Biological process (GO): mRNA processing; nuclear-transcribed mRNA poly(A) tail shortening; protein phosphorylation
Cellular component (GO): P-body; PAN complex
Molecular function (GO): ATP binding; poly(A) binding; protein kinase activity
Source: RefSeq, a predicted model, not a curated record
ACACAAAUGACAUUCGUGACAGUUGAACUGUGGUCGAACUGAAAAAUAAUAAAAAGGGUACUUACCUACUACAGGUCGACGUUAUCAGUGUUUCCUUUGCAAAAAUAAAAGUUUAUCGGCUCCCCAUAAUUGUUGUGUUCCAGGAACAGUUCAAAACGUGUUCCCAAUGGAUUGGUUGUCACCGAGCUCACAUCCCCAUUCAACUUUGUCACAGCUGGGACGAACAAAUCAUCUAACGGAAUUUGUGCCCAGAAUGAACAAUUCCACAAGCACAACAUCAAAUUCAGGUUUUUCUUGUAACUCAUAUGCACCGAUGACUCCCUCAGUUAUGUUUCAUUCUAUGCCUAAGAAGUUUGAUGACCAGGAAAAUAUACCAAAAGAAUCGGUAGCACCAUCUCCAGCCCACUCCAGUUCACCGAUCUCCCAUGAUAAACAAAUGUGUUCUACGAAUGGAACAGUGGUACUACCUGCAUAUCAAGAGAACGUCGGAGGAACUACGUACUUUUAUCAAUAUUCUACACCUCCAGAGAAUAAUGGGGAAACAAUACCGCCCGAACCAGUAAUGUCUACGGCAACUCCCGCCUCAAACGAAUAUGUACCCUUUCCGGGAAAAUCCGAAUCUUCAUUUUUUAUGUCCGAGGAACUGCGAAAUGACAUUCUGAAUCGCAACCUGUUAAGUCUGCUGCAACCGGAUCCUUCUCAAUAUCCUGAUCUUCCUCAAGAAGUUGACAGCUACCACGAGCUCUACCCUUUAGAGCCAAUUUCGAAUCAGGUAAACAUUUUAAAUGUUCUGCAUAAGGCGCACCUUGGAUACCAAGCCUCCAUGUACAAGGCAACGCACAUCAAAAAUGGGGUACAUUACUGCCUGAGGCGGAUUCAUGGGUUCCGACUGCAAAACACCAAGUUUAUUUCAUUAGUCGAUUUGUGGAAGAAACUCGAUCAUUCCAACAUAGUACAACUGAGAGAAGUGUUCACGACAAAAGCUUUUGGAGAUAAUUCCAUGGUUUUUGUAUAUAGCUACCACCCUGGAUCUGAAACCCUGCUAAACAAGCAUUUUUCGAUCGACCAACCCGGCUAUCAUGACCCCUUUUCAAACGACAAAUCUACCCCGAUGCCCUACAGUUACCAGAAGACCAAUCUGCUGCGGCAUCAGCAAAACAACAAGCUUCCCGAACCGCUAAUUUGGAACUACAUUAUUCAGCUGACAUCAGCGUUGCGCGUUAUCCAUUCAAACGCUUUGGCAUGCCGCAGUCUUGACCCGACCAAAAUAAUUCUGACUUCAAAGAACAGGUUGCGUCUCAGCUGCUUAGCUGUGAUGGACGUAGUACUGCAUGACAGCAACUCCUCUCUGAAUCAUUUGGCUCUGAUUCAUCACUACCAACAGGAAGAUCUCACCGCUCUGGGAAAAUUGGUUUUGGCUUUAGCGUGUAAAUCAACAGUGGCUGUGCAACGUGACAAUAUUUCAACAGCCCUCGAUAUUGUAAGUCGCACUUACACAAUCGAUUUGCGAAACUUGAUCAUGUACUUGCUGACCAAUCAACGUCGAAGUGUGACGGACUUGAUGCCGAUGAUAGGUGCAAGGUUUUACACACAGCUGGAUAACCUACACAGCCAUGUAGAGACGCUGGAGUCUGAAAUGUGCAAAGAAGUACAAAACGGACGCCUUUUCAGAUUGAUGACUAAAUUGGCCGCCAUCAACGAACGACCGGAUUUUAAUAUGGAGAGCACGUGGUCGGAAACAGGAGAUAGGUACAUGCUAAAACUGUUCAGAGACUAUGUGUUUCACCAAGUAACUGAAGAAGGACAACCCUGGAUAGACAUGGCACACAUCGUGCAGUGUUUGAAUAAGUUGGACGUCGGCGCUCCUGAGAAAAUCUGCCUCAUGUCUCGAGACGAGCAGAGUAUCUUGGUGGUGUCUUACGCAGAAUUGAGACACUGCUUGGACCAGUCUUUCCAGGAACUAUCCAACAGCUCGGUUUUGCAGCACGAAUUGUCGGUUGAGGACAAGAUCUAAUGGAUCGUGAUCGAGUAACAACUUUAAGGUGAUAUUUUUGGUUUUUUUUGUGUAGAUAUUUGCGACUAUGGCUAUACAAUGAUGAUAUAUGAGCUAAAGUUUCCGUUCCGAAAAUUGUCCCUUUAUUACAGUGCUUCUAACAAAUGUUCUAAUUAUAAAUGCGGCGUAGUCUUUUGGGAUACAAGUUUCUAAUGGGUUUCAACAGAAUUAUUUAUGUUCUUGGUAAAUAGUUUUUAUCUAAGGUCCUAGUAGAUUUUGAUUUGAGUAAGAAUAGCAAUUAUCAAAUAGUACAAAUAAUUUAAACAGUAGUACGACCUUCGAUGUUCCCAAAAGAGUUAAUAAUUGUAGGCCAUCAGGAAUAAGGCAAUUAAGUAAUAAUAAUCGCCGCUAUUUUCAUUUUAUCGUACAAUUCAGUUCAAAGGGAAAUUUUGGAAUUACCGUUUUGAAGUCGCACGUAUUUACUCAAUAGUAAAAACGAAUGAUAUGAUUCCAUUUGUCUAGACAUCAACAAGUCUUCGCUACCGAUAAGCUCGUGAUGUUUAACCUGUGUUGUCUUUUCAAUAGCUUAGUGGAAACACUUAUAUUUACGUUAUUUUUAAAUUAUUGAAUAGCUUUCUUUUCAUAAUUUAUAGGCAUUUCCUUCGUAAAAAUAAGAAAUAUAUUUUGAACAACACAA